Messenger RNA from Coregonus sp. 'balchen', 16124 nucleotides. The record is from the annotation of a GenBank genome assembly. Lineage: Eukaryota; Metazoa; Chordata; Actinopteri; Salmoniformes; Salmonidae.
GCUUUCAAGCCAGGGGCGUCGGAGGAGUCAAAAUGUCUACCAGGUUUCAAUUCAGAAAUGUACAUUUUCAAAGUGGAAAGAAAUCAUUUACAAAGUGGCCGGAGACUAGGAAAAGGUAAGAACUAACUAGUGGUAGCUUCCUCGCUGUCAUACAUUUUUGGCCUGUCAUAUGCGAACGCCGAGUUCAAAACAACUGGGAAAUCAUCGACUUCAGUGCGUUCAAAACUCGGGGGAAAAACGAGCUUCGACUGGGAAAAAUCUAUUUGAAAUGUAAUCCCAAUCAACAUUUCAAAUCGAGAAUUCGGGCCUCUUUCAAGAGCUCCGACUUUUCGACCAGAAGAUCACGGACGUCAUGAUUUGAUCUCGUACAUUUCCGAGCCCCAGUUGAUUUGAACGCUGCAUAAAACCUAAGAUUUUUUUUAAUGUGUCAUCACUUCAGAUUACAUUUUAGUUUCAUUCAUAGCAGACAGUGUUCUGCUUUGAAUAUUUCAAUACACAUUUAUACUUUUUUUUUUCGUUCAAUUUGUCAGAAAAGUGGUUCAAUUGAAAGUAUUUUGUGUUUAAAGAUUGUUUUCCCUCUCCCCAGACAGCCUUCAUGAUUCCUAAUCAAACUGUGCACAGCUCUGUACAUUGUACAGGCAAACCAUUGCGCACACAUAGUUUUGAGAUACUUUCAGGUCUUGCUAUGAUUGUGGGCCUUGUGUCUUUGGCUUCUCUAUGAACUUACACUGUGAUUCACAAAAUUAAUUUAGAGCUAUAAGAUGAGUGAACUUGCUGACAGCAAUUUAUGUUCCAUUUGGUGUGUCCAAGGUUGUCAGCCGUUGUUUAACAGCACAACAGAUGAUGAAACACAAGGCUGGCUAGUUUUCACACUCAAGUGUUGCUUUGUUUCUAAGUAAAGAAUUGACUCAUGUCUCUGGAACCUCCAGUAACUCCCUUUUGAUAGGCCUUUGUAACUGUUUGUAGAGGUGCAGCUGGCAAGAUGACCCUGUACAUUAUUUGGUAAAUAUGGCAUGGCACUGGCCUUCCCCUGUUUACUCAGUCUUAGUUUGUUUACAAUAGGUUUGUGGUGUUUUUGUCUGUCCAGCAUUUUUCACACCUAUACUUUGCUAAGAAAUCAAAGUGUCACUCACAAUUUUGUGACCAAUUUAGUAUGCUGAUUUGUAUUGCUAUGGCUUUUAAUUAUGCUUUUAUCAAGUUGUGACCUAAUUGAAGGCUGUUUUGUCUUUUGUAAAGAGGUUGACUAGACUGAUUGAGCUCAUCGGUGACACAUUCUAAAUCUCUGGUAGUUUCACUGGGCGUGUAGCACAAGCUCUGUGAUCUGAUCAGUAGAGUAAAACUGGUUAGACUUCCUGGAACAACCAUUAUGCAGGCCUAGAUUCCUCUGUGACUUCUGACAUUGAUUGUCAUUCACGUCAACUGACAGCAUAUUACAAAUGAAUAAUGCGUAUCAAUACAGUCCCGUGUAGCUCAGUUGGUAGAGCAUGGCGUUUGCAAUGCCAGGUUUGUGGGUUCGUUUCCCACGGGGGACCAGUAUGAAAAAGUAAAUAAAUAAAAUGUAUGCACUCGCUAACUGUAAGUCGCUCUGGAUAAGAGCGUCUGCUAAAUGACAAAAAAUGUAAAUGAGAAAUGCUGCCUCAAUCAAUCCCUUUGUGUAGCAACCUAUUUCCCACGGUCAUGUUCCAUAUUUAUUACAGUAAUAAGGAGUUAGUCUUAGUCAUCGCUUUACAACUAUUCCUCCUCCCUUUGGGAUAUAUUACGGGAAGACAUCUACAGACUCUCACUAUAAUAUACACUUGUCUCUUAUGAUACAGAACGUUUGGUACGUUCAUCUACAUGUUGUGGCAAGGUCAGGAAUCCAGUCUAGUUUCACUUCUAACUCCUAAGAUUGACGUCAGUGUCUUGCUAUUGUUGGGCAAUAUCAUGUGGGUAUAGCUAGGGCUGUGGUGGUCAUGAAAUUGUCAGUCGGGUAUUUUCAUGCAAAUAACUGCCGGCCUCACAGCAAUUGAUGGGUAGUUAACAUACAUUUUUUAGCAUUGCCAGGCCUCCACGCAUACAAGCCGAUGAUGCACGCCUUUUUAGGGAUGCAACUUUCGGUCAAUUUUGCUGCAGACUAACCAACCCUCAUUAACUGGUUAACAAACAUACAUUUGUUCCAAAGAGUAAAAUGACGUAACCAAUAGAAAAUACUAUACAUGCAAACAAGGAACUGACAUUUUUCAUGACGGGCUUAAGUAAAACAUGCAACAAUAGAAAGCUUAUCAUCUCACAGCAAAAAUGCUAUAUUAUUGAACAUAUAACUCCUGUAAUGAAGCAGCCAAUGUAAAUGUAAAAAAAUGUCCAAUCCAAUUUGCAGUGAAACCUCGUUCUAAACAGCGCACCUGAUGCGAGCGUUUCCAUAUGGGACAGAGAUGAUCAUCUCUGUUUAACUUAAAGGGGGAAUCUAAAGAUGCAAUAACUAGGAUGGGUUCACUAAUAUGAAUAGGAUUGUGCCUUUUUGGCUUCUCGACAACAACAAAAAGUUGAUUAUAAAAACCAAUAGAACAGGAGAGAAAUGCUGGUUUCUAUGGCAUAUGAGGAAGUCUUUAUAAAAUAAUUGCUUCCAUGUUUCCAUGGUGGGACUUUGGCUAGUCUACUUUGAAGCAAGGUAAGACAUGCCUCAUAACCUGAAAGUUUUACUUCAUAUUUCAAAAUAAUACGUAUUUUUUCAAAAUGAAUAGGCCUACAGCCUCCAGCUCAUAUUGCAAAGUGGUGGGGACCCGUGGUAGCCUGCCUACCUUGCCUAUGCACUUGAAUGGUGAAUGCAUAGGCAGUAGAAAGGCCAUCAAAACCAUGUUUUUUUUAACACGCGAUUGCAUUUAGAAUUGUUGUGCAAUGACUGGGCACAUGUUUCACUCCAGUAGCAUCCAGCUGUAUUGCUGUCUGACAGGUGAUAUUUCCUCUCAAACUAGGCUCUAUGCUGUGCAUGUGUGAUAAAUAAGAUGCAUGAAACACGCUGUCGUACACGUAGAUCCAGAGCAUCCCAAACAUGCUCAAUGGGUGACGUGUCUGGUGAGUAUGCAGGCCAUGGAAGAACUGGGACAUUUUCAGCUUCCAGGAAUUGUGUACAUGGGGCAGUGCGUUAUCAUGCUGAAACAUGAUGUGAUGGCGGCAGCUGAAUGGCACGACAAUGGUUCUCAGGAUCUCGUCACGGUAUCUCUGUGCCUUCAAAUUUCGAUUGAUAAAAUGCAAUUGUGUUCGUUGUCCGUAGCUUAUGCCUGCCCAUACCAUAACUCCACCGCCGCCAUGGGGCACUCUAUUGACAACAUUGAACAGAACUGCUCGUCCACAUGACGCCAUACACGCUGACUGCCAUCUGCCCGGUACAGUUGAAACCGGGAUUAAUCCGUGAAGAACACACUUCUCCAGUGUGCCAGUGGACAUCGAAGGUGAGCAUUUGCCCACUGAAGUCGGUUACGACGCAAACUGCAGUCAGGUCAACACUCUGGUGAGGACAAUGAGCACGCAGAUGCGCUUCCCUUAGACUGUUUCUGACAGUUUGUGCAGAAAACUAUUCGGUUGUGCAAACUCAGUUUCAUCAGCUGUCCGGGUGGCUGGACUCAGACGAUCCAGCAGGUGAAGAAGCCAGAUGUGGUGGUCUGCGGUUGUGAGGCCAGUUGGACGUUCUGCCAAAUUCUCUAAAAUGACAUUGGAGGCGGCUUAUGAUGGAGAAAUUAACAUUCAAUUGUCUGGCAACAGCUCUGGUGGACAUUCCUGAAGUCAGCAUGCCAAUUGCACGCUCCCUCAACUUGAGACAUCUGUGGCAUUGUGUUGUGAUACAACUGCACAUUUCAGUGGCCUUUUAUUGUACCCAGCACAAGGUGCACCUGUGUAAUGAUCAUGCUGUUAACCCUCUUCCUGAUAUGCCACACCUGUCAGGUGGAUGGAUUAUCUUGGCAAAGGAGAAAUGCUCAUUAACAGGGAUGUAAACAAAAUUUGAGAAAUAAGCUUAGCCACUGGAAAUACAUUUGACUGGUCAUGCUUAUUGGUCUAUAGGGUAAUUUGCAUAAUUUAGUGGAAUUAUACUGAACAAAAAUAUUAAAUGCAACAUGUAAAGUGCCUAUGGAACAUUUCUGAGAUUUUAUUUCAACUCCUGAAACAUGGGACCAACACUUUACAUGUUGCAUUUAAUAUUUUUGUUCAGUAUAAUUCCACUAAAUUAUGCAAAUUACCAUAGACCGAUAAGCAUGACCAGUCAAAUGUAUUUCCAGUGGCUAACGGUUAACCAUUAACAUCCCUAGCACCUUUGGAACAUUUACAUUUUAAAGUGUAGUAAAUCCAUUUAAUAUACACAUCACAAUAAAUCCAUGAUUUAGGCAUUAUGAUAUGAAGAAAAUGUAUUUCAGAAGAACAGAAUGAGUCGGCCUACAGUAUGUUAUUGACUAUGCGCCAUACUAUUAUAGGCUGUAGGCUAGUUAAUUUAGCAGAGACGAUAUGCUUAAGUCCCGUGUCCUGAAUAUACACUCCAGGCCAGUUUUAGGUACACCACCCCGUUCACGAAAAUGAUUUGCUGCUACAGACAGUCACGUGGCCGUGGCUUGCUAUAUAAAGCAGGCAUAUGGACAUCCAGUUACUGUUCGAUUUAACGUUAGAAUGGGCAAAACUAGUGACCUAAGCGACAUUGAGCAUGGUAUGAUCAUCUGUGCCAGGCACGCCGGAUCCAGUAUCUCAGAAGUGGCCGCCCUCCUGGGCAUUUUCACGCACAAAGUUGUCUACGGUUUACCGAGAAUGGUGCGACAAACAAUAUACAUCAUGUCAGCGGCAGUCCUGUGGGCGAAAACAGCUUGAUGAGAGAGGUCGAAGGAGAAUGGCAAGAAUCGUGCAAGCUAACAGGUGGGCCACAAACAUGGAACAUGACAGUGAGUUCAGUUUACCUGAGUGGCCUGCGCAAUCCCUAGACCUCAACCCAAUAGAGCAUUUUUGGGAUGAGAUGGAACGGGCUGUUUGCAGCAUGAAUGUACCGCCGUCCAAUCUGCAGCACCUGCGUGAUGUCAGCAUGGACCAACAUCCCUGUGGAAUGUUUCCGACACCUUGUAGAAUGCCCUGAAUAAUUCAGGCUGUUCUGGAAGAAAAGUGGCAGUCCGACCUGGUACUAGAUGUACCUAAUAUGCGAGUUUGCAUAUGAAGUGACUAUGUUGAGCGUAAAAGUUAUAAUUUGAAACGGGUCCUAUACGCUAGAUUUUUGAGUUAUUUGGUCACUUUAGUUGUGAAUGACGCAAACCUUUUAGAAUGUCUUAGAAAUCAAACACAUAUGGGCUGCAUGAUCAGGGGUCUCAACACAGAAUUAUGUAUUUUCUUUCACAGCGUAAAAAAAAGAGUGCAUAAGUAUCUUCCUGCGCGUUGUAAACGCAGAUCUAAAAUUCUUCUUGUAAUUUCUGCUCGGCAUCAGACUAAUUUUGUGCUUCAUUUGCAUUUGUCCACUCCGAUGAGAAUUCACGAACAGGCAUUCGAAUGUGUAGCUACUUUUCUCCAGAACUUUUCUCAGUGUAGCCUACUUUUGUCUGGUAAAAUGCUAGAUUAACUACAAGCAAAACAUUAGGAAAUGUAGCUGGCUACAUUCUUUCUAUGAUAAACGUUCGAAAUAUGAUGGCCAUGCAUCGUUUUUGCAUCUUGCUUUUUCAUUGUAAGAUCAUUUACUUGUGUGGCUGCUAGCCAAAUAGCAUUGCACUUCUGUCACAUUAUCAAAAUGAAGCUAUCUGUCAUGUGACACUGUUUUGUAUGAAUUAAAACUAUAGUUGCACACCCCUGAUUAAGCAAAAAACACGACUUUCAAUAUAAAACGCAGGUGAAAUGGCUUAAAACACAGAUCUUUUGUUGGUCUACGUUUUGAAAAUGCUGAUUUCUGAACUCUAAAGCGACCGCAGAUGUGACUAUAGGCUAAAGCUUGCCUCAGGCUGCACACUCUCAAGUGAUCAGAUUUUCACCAAUCAGACUAUUCUCAAUUUAAACUUGUCUUUACUAAUAUUUUUUAUUUAGAAUGGCUCAUUAUCAAAUUGUCAUCUGUAUGCACUUGAAUAGCAACUGGUGGCCACUUUCCCGCAGUUCGUUUUUCACUCAUGCCAGGUAGUCUGCUCCAGUUUUAUAAUGGUGCAUGUGCUUUAAUAUUAGCAGCUGAUAAAUAAAUAUAGUAGCAGCUGGGAUCCUCCUGUUUUUAGUGGCAGCCAUCAAAACUCUGCUUUCACAUGGGAGUUCAUAUAGAAUUGUCUGGGCUUAUAAGAACACUUACUUCACUCUGCAUCAGUCACUGUUUGAGGAGCAUGCAGCCUUUUGCUGCGCAACAGGUGAUAUUCCGCCCAAACUCUAUGCCAUGGACUCUCCAACCCAUCUCCUGCAGCUACCCAGUGCUUAAUUUGGGAUACCAAGUGAAAUGUGUUCGGGAACAUUGAUAGUAACAUGUUUUGUGAAAACAACAUAUUUCAUUCAACUGUUGACAACCCCUCUCUCUGCAUGCUCGAAAGAAAUCAAGGAGAGAUGGAAGCGCACGGUGGUGAGAUUCUGUAGCUAAAGGUAAUGUCAUCCUAUUAAUUAUGAAAAUGACCUGUUACUAGGCUAUUCAUCACCUAGGCCUAUAACUUCUCUCCCAGACUCAUGGAUAGAAAGUUUGGAGCGUAGCAUAAGGUAACCAGUCCAUCCAGUUUGCAUAAUAAUACAGUCCACGUUCAAAGGCGAUUUACUAGAAUUUGUUUAAUUUGAGUAUAGGCUAGACCAAUAUGUACCAAAGACAUUUUCAGAAAACAAGUUUCUGUGAUCAUUAGGCUAUACCUAGGGCUGUUGUGGUGACCGGAUUACCGCACCACCGGCAGUAAUGAGGCAUGACCGCAGUCAAAUACCACGUGACCAUUGAGGGAUGGUAAUCUCCAUUUAUCCCCUUCCUGUUCACCCAUGACUGCGUGGCCAUGCAUGUCUCCAAACCCAAUCAUCGAGUUUGCAGACGACACAACAGUGUUAGGCCUGAUUUACCAACAAUGACGAGACAGCCAGUUGUAAAACAAAUGACAGGUGACCUGAUUCUUUUGUUGCUCUGGAUUUGAGCUUUACCACCUACAGCGUUCUUUAAUUUGUUCAAGACUUUGGUGACGACCGCCAUCUUGCCUAUAGUGGUAGUCGCUGUACCUUUUACCUACCUGAUUCUCUAGUACCUAACUAUCAAUAGAAUGAGCAGAAAGCAGAAGUAGGUACUGUGGCAUACAUCCAAUUCAGUUUUACUAAUGAAAACCACACUUCCAUAUCUUUCUCAACCACACAUUUCUCGUUUUGUGUGUCAUUACAGAAUUUCUGCAUAAUAUUUAGCCAGUUCAUUAAGCUGGAAAAUGGUUUAGGGUUUCUAAACAGCAACUGUUCAUGGGCAGUCUACGCCUAAAUGAAAGAACUACAGAAAGACAACUGUAGGUCAUAAUGUAUUUAUUUUGUGUGUAUAUACUCAAUCAAUUUCUUCUGUUAACAUAAUAGGGGCUUCAUGAGACACUAAUACCUGAGUGAUUCAGACCUCUUUGUAGAGCUAGGCCUAUGCCUCAGGAUGUUUAGAGUAGUAAUGUGAAACCAGAGGUUGCUGCCUGCCUGUCCUUGAGUCUUAACCCAGGGCUGGGCAAGUCAACUCUGCUCUUUCUCUCUCUGUCCACACAGGAUGAUUCUGGCAGACUACUUGUAUACCAUGACAGCUUAAUCUCCACCUGGUACAUUGUAUAUUGUUCUAAGUUGCACAGUACUAGUUAUACAUGUAGUGUUGUUAGUUAGAUGAGGAUGUGGGUCAAAAUACUAUGUUUGCAAGUCGGACAUGUUGGGGAUUUUUACAUUUGUGAAAAUAAUAAGCCCUGCAUAAUGUCUUUGCAGCAGAUCAGAACUGCGAUCAUGAGGCGAUUAGGCCUAGGUUUUUUAGAAGGCCAUUUGCUGCUUUGUUACUAUGACCAGUAUUCCAUUUACACAUUUACUGAGUGUGGUGGUUCUUAUCAGUUUCUCACAAGUAAGCACUGAUGGAAUAGGGCUCUUGUGUUUAUGAAUUUGAAAUUAAAGCGACUGUGCUUUAAAUCUGCUCCUGUGUUUGAAGUGCUUUCAAUGGUUACUUUUUUAGGCCUACAUACGUAUUAUGGUUGUGAUAUUGUUUUUAAAAGGAAAUCCUCUGACCACCUUCCUCUUUAUGACCUUGCAGUGGUUUUUGAUGACUGCACCAGCCGCACCAGCUUUCUCUUUCACUCCGAGGAUUCACGCUUCAAAGUAGAUGGCGACGGGACGCUGAAACUGAAGAGGGGGGUGACUCUGCAUAAUGGACAAGAGGAGUUCGAUGUCUCUACCUACUCCCAGGGCAAGAAGAUCACGGUUCCAGUCAGAGUGCUGCAUGAGGCCAGACACGGCCACCACCACAAUCACCAUCACCGCCAUGAGAUGACCACCCAGCCCCAGGUAUACGACUGGUCAAAUUGAUGAGACUAUGCUGUCCUCUAGUGGAUAGAUGGGCAACUGCAUCUCUCUGGAGGUGUUUCAAUUACUUGUGUAGCUGGAAACAUUGUCAUUGAAACUGAUUUUUGAUGUUUGAUGGCAGUUUUUGUAAAAUGAAUACAUACAUGCAUACAUACAUACAUUACCGUUCAGAAGUUUGGGGUCACUUAGACAUUUCCUUGUUUUUGAAAGAAAAGCAAAAAAUGUUUGUCCAUUAAAAUAUCAAAUUGAUCAGAAAUACAGUGUAGACAUUGUUAAUGUUGUAAAUGGCUAUUGUAGCUGGAAAUGGCUGAUUUUUAAUGGAAUAUCUACAUAGGCAUACAGAGGCCAUUAUCAGCAACAAUCAGUCCUGUGUUCCAAUGGCACGUUGUGUUUGCUAAUCCAAGUUACUCAUUUUUAAAAGGUUAAUUGAUCACUAGAAAACCCUUUUGAAAUUGUUAGCACAGUUGAAAACUGUUGUGCUGAUUUUUAAAGAAGCAAUAAAACUAGCCGCCUUGAAACUAGUUGAGUAUCUGGAGCAUCAGCGAUUGUGGGUUUCAUUACAGGCUCAGAAUGGCCAGAAACAAAAAACUUUCUUCUGAAACCCGUCAGUCUAUUAUCCAUGCGAGAAAUUGCCAAGAAACUUAAGGUCUCGUACAACGCUGUGUACUACUCCCUUCACAGAACAGCGCAAAUUGGCUCUAACCAGAAUAGAAAGGGGAGUGGGAGGCCCCGGUGCUCAACUGAGCCAGAGGACACAUACUUUAGAGUGUCUAGUCUGAGAAACCAGCACCUCACAGGUCCUCAACUGGCAGCUUCAUUAAAUAGUACCCGCAAAACACCAGUCUCAUCGUCGACAGUGAAGAGGCGACUCAGGAUGCUGACCUUCUAGGCAGAGUUGCAAAAAAAAAGCCAUAUCUCAGACUGGCCAAUAAAAAUAAAAGAUUAAGAUGGGCAAAAGAACACACACUGGACUUCUUCUUUGCAACUCUGCCUAGGUCAGCAUCCUGGAGUCGCCUCUUCACUGUUGACGUUGAGACUGGUGUUUUGCGGGUACUAUUUAAUGAAGCUGCCAGUUGAGGACAUGUGAGGCAGCGGUUUCUCAAACUAGACACUCUAACUGACGAGUUUCAGAAGAAAGUUAUUUGUUUCUGGCCAUUUUGAUCCUGUAAUCGAACCCACAAUUGCUGAUGCUCCAGAUACUCAACUAGUCUCAAGAAGGCCAGUUUUAUUGCUUCUUUAAUCAGCACAAGUUUUCAGCUGUGCUAACGUAAUUGCAAAAGGGUUUUCUAAUGAUCAAUUAGCCUUUUAAAAUGUUAAACUUGGAUUAGGAAACACAACGUGCCAUUGGAACACAGGACUGAUGGUUGCUGAUAAUGGCCUCUAUGCCUAUGUAGAUAUUCCAUAAAAAAUCUGCCGUUUCCAGUUACAAUAGCCAUUUACAACAUUAACAAUGUCUACACUGUAUUUCUGAUGAAUUUGAUAUUUUAAUAGACACUUUUUUUUGCUUUAAUUUCAAAAACAAGAAUUUCUAAGUGACCCCAAACUUCUGAACGGUUGUGUGUGUGUAUAUUUAUUAUUAUUAUUUUAUUUUUUUGGUAAAACCAUAGACUUGAUAUUUCAUGGUUUUUGUUUGAAUUCCACAGCCUGGAGCAAGUCUGUCUCUACCAGUUCUGAACUUCCCCAAGUCUUCAGGAGGUCUGAAAAGAAGGAAGAGGGACUGGGUCAUUCCUCCCAUCAACUUCCCAGAGAAUGACCGAGGCCCCUUCCCCACGAAUAUGGUGCAGGUAAGUGUCUUGUAGGUUAAGGAUAGUUUUUCCAUUACUCUAAUAUCAGUGUCAGUGUUGGACAUUUCUUCAUUGACAUGAAUAUUAUUAUCUUUGUAAACCAGAUCAGGUCCAGCAAUGAUAAAGAGGUGAAGAUCCAGUACAGCAUCACUGGCAAUGGGGCAGACCAACCUCCUGUGGGACUCUUCACUGUGGACAAAAACUCUGGGGUUCUCUAUGUGACCCAGCCUUUGGACAGGGAGAAACAAGACCAAUACAUUGUACGGUUUGUGUAUACUAAUUUUCUUCCCCUUAACUUAAUUAAACUUAUUUAUAUGUAGUUUUAAACUAUUUGUUGUUACUUCUCUCUCUAGCUCCUAGCCCAUGCUGUUGCAGUGGGUUCAGGUAUAGCUGAGGAGCCCAUGGAGAUCAUUGUGAAAGUAAUCGAUCUGAAUGACAACAAACCUGUAUUUACCCAAGAUCCAUUUAGGGGAACAGUUCUUGAGGCAUCAAAACCAAGUAUGUUGUUCACACACGCUCAGUAUUUACAAUACUUAAUAAUGUGAUAUUCUUUAAGGAAAAUUAUGCUAGAACGAUUUUGCUUCAAUUUAUUUCACUGUUCAGAUGAUGAGUUCAUGCAGGUAACGGCCACUGAUGCUGAUAAGGAGGGCUCUGCCAAUUCUGAUGUCAGAUACACCAUUAUCAAACAGGACCCUCUACUACCAAGCCCCAACAUGUUUGUCAUCAACCCUGUGACCGGAUGGAUUCGGGUUAACGCACCUGGGUUGGACAGAGAGGUUGGUCUCUUUUCAAAUCAAUAGUCUUGUCAAAUCAUUUAUUCAUUGUGUACAUUCUACUUACUUUACAUUUGUGACCCUGACUUAAUUUACAACUUAAUUUGUUUCAGAAAAUUCCCAAAUAUACUUUGAAAAUCCAAGCCGCCGAUUUGGAGGGAAAUGGCCUUACCAGCUUUAGCAAAGCCAUCAUUACAGUGACGGACAGCAAUGACAACGCGCCACAGUUUGUGACGCCUUUGGUAAGCACAUUUCUGAAGACAUUUUGAAGCCUUACCACUGUUGUAACACAUAAUGAAAUUGCCCUUUUGUUGCUUUAUAAUCAUGCUUCUCUCCUUUGCAGUACACCGUGUCAGUCCCAGAGAAUAAAGUGGAUGCCUUGGUGGUGAAAAUGCCAGUGACUGAUGGAGAUGAGCCUCACUCCUCUGCCUGGGCCACCACCUACAAAAUAGUUGACGGGGACCCUCAAGGCCUUUUCAGUGUGAGCACAGGCCCUAGCAAGCUGGAGGGCAUCAUUACGACAGCCAAGGUAUGUUGAAAUCCUGCAAAAGCAACCUGUCAAUGUAGCGUUUUAGCUGCUACUCUGGGGGCGUAGCAAAAGCAACCUGUCAAUGUAGCGUUUUAGCUGCUCCUCUGGAAUGAUUUCCUGGAGGAAGCAACUUGCACUCCCCUUCGGAUUUAUUUGGACAGUGAUGCUAAAACGUUUUAAUUUGGCUCUGUUUUCUAGCAUUUUUUUAUUUGAGAUCCAAUGUUUUAUGAGGCGACAUUACAUAAUGUCACCUUUUUUAUUUGAGGGUAUUUUCAUACAUUAAGUACUUUCAUUUCUAAACGUUAAAACAAAUGUAUCUAGUCCCCCCAUUUUGAAGGUGCCGUGAGUAUUUGGAUAAAUUCACUAAUGGCGUAUUGAAGUAGUCAAAAGCUUAGUAUUUUGGUCCCAUAUUCCUAGCACGCAAUGACUACAUAAAGUUUAACUACUUUGUUUUCGUUGUUUCUGAUUGUUGUGCCCAAUAGACCCCUUUCCAGUACACGGCACACUAACGUCAUGCACAGUUGAGCGCGACUCUUUGCAGCAGUAAGAAAGCCAUCGCCAUCUGCGCCCAUUCAACACAGCCUAGAUUUCCGUUUUUUAUUACUUCUAAACAAAAUAACUUUUUUGGGUUCUCAUAUGCUUAAAAUUAUGUUUUGAUUCUUGCUUGAACAGUCGCUAGGGUUAUAUUUGGUUAUGGUCUUUGCAAAAUACCUAUUUUGGAUGCAGCAAUUGUUAGCUAGAAUGCUAACGCUCAUUGAUAUAGGCUGUAGCAAAAGCUAGACAGUUGAAGUGUUUAAAAAAAAAAAGAAGUAUAAUGCAGUUGAUUUGCGAUAAUGACACAAACAUCAUAUUAAGCAGGACAUUCAUACGAGCCUUAAAAUCCAAUUAUAAUCCAAAAGUAGUGUGAAAUGCACUCGUAAGCAACAUGUAAAUAGUCUUUUUUUUGCUGGCGUUCUGUAAGAACCCCCUUCUGCCACCAACUUGCGCGCAUCGCCCUUGUGCGACAAUGUUUGCAAACACAGAAAGGGGUCUAGAAAUGAAUGGUAAGUAAUGUAUUGUCAUUUUUGACUCUUUUUUUUAUUUUUGUAAAUGAGAAUACAAUGUUUCUAAACUCUUCUACAUUAAUGUGGAUGUUACCAUUGUGGAUAAUCAUGAAUAAAUCUUGAAUCACGAUGAGUGAGAGUUCGAGGGGAAAAUAUCAUACACUCCCAAAAAAAUUAUAACCUCCCCUGUUAUUGGUAAUGGUGAGAGGUUAGCAUGUUUUGGGGGGUAUGAUCUUUAUGCCUCCAACUUUCUCACUCAUCAUUAUUCACGAUUCAUUCAGGAUUAUCCGUAAACAUGGUAGCAUCCACAUUGAAUGAAAAUUGUUCAGAAACAUAUUCUUAUUUACAAUAAAAGUGAUUCUUAUUUACCAUUCAUUUCUAUUGGGCACAAAAUAAUCUGAAACUAAACCAAAACAAACUGAAAAUCCAUCUAGCAAGUUUGUAGUCACAUGCUUGAUGUAGUCAUUGUGUGCUAGGAUUAUAGAACCAAAUAAUUCUACACUUUUGACUACUUUAAUACACUAUGAAUGUGUCCAAAUAUCUAUGACGCCUUCAAAUGGGGGGACUAGAUACAUAAAGUGCUUACAAUUUAUCAACGGUAAAACUGAUAUUUAUGAACAGACCCUCAAAUAAAAAGUUACAGUAUGUACUGUCACUUCAUAUGAAACAUUUGAUCUCAAAUCUAAAAUGCUGGAGUAUAGAGCCAAAUUAAACGUUUUGGCUACACUGUCCAAAUAAAUAUAUAGGGGAGUGUAUGCUUGUAGAUAUAAACGCCAAUAUCUUCCCUAUGCUGAUGGGCUUUUCUGUUCAUUCAAUACAGCCCCUUGACUUUGAGAAGAAUAACAAGUACACUCUGCUGGUCACUGUGGAGAAUGAAGUCCCAUUCGCCAUCAGCAUUCCAACCUCCACUGCUACUGUUAUAGUGAAUGUGGAAGAUGUAAAUGAAGCUCCAGUCUUCACCCCAGUGGAGAAGAAUAUCAGAAAACCUGAGGAUCUCCCUGUUGACAGUGACCUGGUUCUGUACACAGCCACAGACCCAGACACUGCAAGGGAUCAGAAAGUCACGUAAGAUUAUAACUUCAUUUACAUUUUCUUAUAUGUUUUGUAAGAUUUGAAGAGGGGAACAUUUAUUUUUAUUUUUUUACAUUUACUCAACAGAUACAAGAUAGGCAAUGAUCUUGCUGGAUGGCUCCGUAUCAACAAAGACACUGGGCUGAUCAAAGUCAAGAGCCUCAUGGACAGAGAAUCCCCUUUUGUCCAAGACAACAAAUACUCUGUUAUUGUUCUGGGCAUUGACAACGGUAUUUAAAUUUUCCAUUUCUCUAAUGUUAACUGUUAAUAUUUCAAGUUUAGAAGAUGACCACACCCUAAACUUGACCUUUUGAGUGACAUUGCUCUAAUUUGCAGAUGAAGUCCCGGCAACUGGCACUGGCACCCUUAUCAUAGAGCUGGAGGAUGUGAAUGACAAUGCUCCAACCAUCGACGAGAGUGUGAUUAGGGUCUGCAACAAGGAGUCCUCCCCACAGCUGCUGUCAGUCACUGAUAAAGAUGGCGCGGGCUUCGCUGCUCCAUACACCGUACAGCUUCAGGGGUCGUCCCAUUCUAACUGGACUGCCAGAAUGAAUGACACAAGUAUGCAUUGAUUUUUUUUUCUCCAGAACUACAGUACUAUCCCCCCUUUAAAACAAUUGCGUUUUUUGAUGUUAAAUGUUACCCGUUUUCCAUUUCAGAGACUGGCAUUAUCCUGACACUGAAGACUAUGUUGGACAGUGGAGAUUACACAGUUGUCCUGAGAGUGUCUGACAACCAGGGCCUGCACAAGGACAGCACCAUCCAGGCCUCAGUGUGUGACUGCAAAGGAGCUGAUUUCCAGUGCACCGAUAAAGCUGUAGCAGGCUUCGGCCUCUCUAGCAUUCUGGGAAUUCUAGGAGCCGUCUUACUACUCCUAUGUAAGUUGUUAAUUUGUUUAACCCGUUACUAAAGUGUUGGGUCAAUGCUGUCCUCGAAGCCUACAUAUGUAAUUGUUAAUACACAAUGAAGUGCUAGUGUGUUAAGGCCCUGUUUUUUGUGCUCCACAGUGUUGUCUCUUCUGCUGCUCAUGUUCCUGAGGAAGAGAGGUGGUGAGAAGAAGGAGCCUCUGCUGCAGGAGGAUGAUGUCAGGGACAACAUCUACUACUACGACGAGGAGGGAGGUGGCGAGGAUGACCAGGUGAGGGGAGAGCACACCAGACUAGCUCCGAACAAGCCCACUAGGCUCUCCCAAUGGUCAAUGUAUUAUUGGGAUAUGCAAUGGUUUGCAAUAACAAAUCUGUCACUCAAUGUUUCUAAAGUUUAUGGUUCUGUAUGUUCGAAUCUUGGAAUAUAAUACGUGUCUGUACAUCUUUCCACUUUCAGGAUUUCGACUUGAGCGUUCUGCACAGAGGUCUGGAUAACCGUCCUGAUGUUUUCCGUAAUGACAUUGCUCCAACCAUGGCCCGGCCAGAGUAUCGCCCACGACCCGCCAACCCAGCCGACAUUGGCAACUUCAUUGAUGAUGUGAGUAAAGUCUUGAACUGAUUUAUACUGUGAGUGGAAUGCACAGUUAAGAUCAUAUCUAGGUCUUCUGAAGAUGAUUUGUCAUUGAAAUAACUGGAUUUGACAUGGAUAAAUGUAGUUUAUGCUUGUUUAAAAUGUAUAUUCACCAAGGUGCUAAAAUGUAAUCUUUCUGUUCACCAGAACCUGAAGGCAGCUGACAACGACCCCACUGCUCCUCCCUACGACUCCCUCCUGGUGUUUGACUAUGAAGGAGGUGGCUCUGAGGCCGACUCCCUCAGCUCCCUCAACUCCUCCAGCUCAGGAGACGACCAGGACUACGACCUCCUUCAAGAGUGGGGCCCACGCUUCAAGAAGCUGUCUGACAUGUACGGAGGAGGAGAGGAUUGAGAAGUCAGUCAGCCACUAAACCUUUCUGCUUGGCAAGCAUCCGGUUCUCUACACUUGAGUCUGUAGACUGAAGACACCUUCUUUAUUUCCCCUUAUGUGUUUCGGGCACAUCUACAGUUUGGCAAUUCGAUUUGUGCAGACAUGGGACCAUUUUUAGAAAAAUGUGUUCAAUGCUCGUCUUCAGCAUGGGGAGGUUGGCACACUCUUGGCUCUGCAGUAGCAGGAUGUUGACAUGGAUUUUACACAGUUCAGCAGUGCUUUCUAAUGAACUCUUAACAACCCCAGACUAUACUUGAAUUGAGUUUGCUGGUAUGUUGGCAUCAAAGUUCUGUUUUUUUCUAUAAAGACGAUCCAGAGAUGAAUUAUCAAACUCAAAUGCUUUUUUAAAUGUUUGAUUUAACGUCUAAGUUUGGGUCGUUUUAUUCCUUUUCAUUUUAAUCAUAUUAAGUAUGUUUUUUUUUUUCUUUUUGCUUCUGAAGAAGCACACUUGUGAAUUCUUUUUUUUUAUAUAUAAAGGAUAUCCCUUUGGUACAAUGAUGGACAUGUGAAUAGUUUUAUUAAAUAAAUUACAACAUGUCAGUCGUUGUUUAUUUUAUUUUUUUAGCAAAAUAAAUCAUUC